Molecule: messenger RNA, 4664 nt
Organism: Zerene cesonia (dogface butterfly)
Lineage: Eukaryota; Metazoa; Arthropoda; Insecta; Lepidoptera; Pieridae
Product: echinoderm microtubule-associated protein-like 2
Exons: 20
Coding region: 290-2917 (875 amino acids)
Biological process (GO): microtubule cytoskeleton organization
Cellular component (GO): mitotic spindle
Molecular function (GO): microtubule binding
Source: RefSeq, a predicted model, not a curated record
GUCGCUCUAAUCGUUGGCAGAAGCAGUCGUUAGCACGGUUAAUAAAUAAUAUUCAAAACUCUUUACGUAAAACGUAAAGAUAUUUUGGAAUAAUGAAAGGACAAAGUGCAUGUAUGUGAUAAGUGAAUUAUAGUGCAUAAAUCCAGUGUGUUUAUACUAUUUGUGUGUAAGAAAACAGUUUUCUUGCGAUUUUGAUAGUAAAAUCGCAAGCAAUACAUACGUAAACGGAACUAAAACUUGGAUUCUUCUACGUUUUCUGCAACUCGCAAUGCGGUGCUGACAAGUCGUGAUGAUGAGGCUCGAAGCGACCGACAAGCACCGCUACCACAAUCUACUUGAUGAUGACCAUGCCAAUGAAAUGCUAGAGAGCGAAGGGGCCGGGCUCGCCGCGCGGGUGGCCGAGCUGGAGGUGCGCUGCUCCCGGCAGGCGGAGGAGCUGCUCUGCCUUCGCUCCACGCUGGCCGAUGCUCUGCGGCGGCUGAACGCGCUGGAGGGCCGCGCGCCGGCCACUGCGAGCGCUCAGAGGAAUGGCGCAUAUACAGGAUCAACAGGCACCCCCACGCGAGAGCUGCGCAUCACAAGACAGUCCACGUACAGGGAGACAGCUAAACGCAGCUCCAGCUAUGGAUCCAGUGCAUCAUCAUUACCUCAGAGACGCGGCCCCCAGCACCAAUCGACCGGGUCGCUGCAGUCCGACUCGCCGGCGUCGUCCUCGUCGCUGUCCCCCGCCCCGUCGCCCUCGCCGCGCGCCACCCCCGCGCCGCACCCCGCGCAGCACGCCGCGCCCGCGCAGCCCUACAGAUCGCGCAAUAGCUCCACCUCCAGCAACCAGAGCCCGUCCCCGGGCGCCACGCUCACCAAGCGAUGGAACUCCACUGGCGACUUCACAGCCCAGGGCCUGCUGCCCAACGCGAGGUUCACUACAACCAAGUCCUUGCUAAAUUUGUAUUCUAAGCCGUCGCAGAACGGGCCUAUGUUAAAACACGGCACCCACACCUGUCAGUACAACGAGGAAGAUGGAUCCAUGAGGAUGUAUCUCCGCGGUAGACCCGUGGUACUAUAUGGGCCGAGUGACCACGAUACGCUGGACCCCGCGAAGGUAGCCCCGCCACCGCAGAGCAAGCUCAAGUUGGAAUGGGUGUACGGAUAUAGGGGCAAAGACUGCCGCAGCAACCUCUACUUGCUCCCAACGGGCGAGAUAGUCUACUUCGUGGCCGCAGUGGUCGUACUCUUCAACGUGGAGGAGCAGUGCCAGCGACACUACACCGGCCACACUGAUGACGUCAAAUGCAUCGCUAUUCACCCGAAUAAGCUGAUCAUUGCUAGCGGCCAGUGUGCGGGGCAUGAUCGAUUGGACGCUAGGCCGCACAUCCGCGUGUGGAACUCGGUGUCGCUGGCCACGCUGGCCGUGCUGGGCGCGGGGCAGCUGGAGCGCGCCGUGUCGUGCCUCACGUUCUCGCGCGCGGACGGCGGCGCGCUGCUGGCGGCCGUGGACGACGGGCCCGACCACGCCAUCAGCGUGUGGGACUGGCAGCGCCCCGACCGCCCCUGCCUCGCCGAGACCAAGUGUUCAGUAGACACAGUGGUCGCAGCUGAAUUCCAUCCGCUAGACAAAAACCAAAUAGUGACCUGUGGCAAAGGGCACAUCGCGUUCUGGACGCUUGACGCGUCCAACGUGCUCUUUAAGAGGAUGGGCAUUUUCGAGACACGGGAUAAACCCAAAUAUGUUACUUGUCUUGGGUUUAAUCACAACGGCGACGUAAUAUCCGGCGACAGCAACGGCAACCUGACGGUGUGGGGCCGCGGCACCAACACCAUCAGCAAGCUGGUGCGCGGCGUGCACGCGGGCGCCGUGUUCAGCGUGUGCGCGCGCAAGGACGGCGCCGUGCUCUCCGCCGGCGGCAAGGACGGCCGCCUCGUGCUCUUCGACGCCGACCUGCGGCCCGCCGGCGCCGAGACCGUGAUCGAGGGGCACUACGGCGGGGUGCGCGUGGUGGCGGAGGGGCGCGGCGCGCAGCUGUACAUCGGCACCACGCGCAACUGCAUCCUGCACGGCGACCUCGAGCUGGGCUUCACGCCCGCCGUGCUCGGCCACGUGGAUGAAGUAUGGGGUCUAGCCGCUCAUCCAACCUUGCCUCAAUUCGUAUCUGGCGGUUGGGACAAGUUACUGCAGCUGUGGGACGGACUCAGCCAUUCUACUGUCUGGAGCAAAGAUAUAGAGGAGCGCGCGCAGAGCUGCGCGUGGGCGGCGGACGGCGGCGCCAUCGCGGUGGGCUGCGCCAGCGGCAAGUGGCUCGUGUUCGACCCGCUCUCGCGGGACCUCGUCGCGCAGCACCAGGACGGCACGGAGCCAAUCCAGACCAUCCAAUAUUCACCAGAUAACAAGAUGGUGGCCAUCGGUUCCCGAGAUAACUUCAUCUACAUAUACCAGGUCGAUGACGACUGUACUAGAUACUCGAGACUCGGCAAGUGCUUGGGUCACUCGAGCUUCAUAACACACUUGGAUUGGUCUGAAGACAGCCAGUACAUCAGAAGUAAUUCUGGGGACUAUGAAUUACUUUACUGGAACGCAACCACCUGCCGACAGAUCACCAGCCCCACGUCGAUGCGCGACGUGGUGUGGGCCACCACCAACUGCCCCAUCACGUUCCACACGGUGGGCGUGUGGCCCGACAACGCUGACGGCACCGACAUCAACUCGUGCACUCGAUCUCACGAUAGUCGGCUGGCCGCUACGGGCGAUGACUUCGGCAAAGUGAAACUCUACGCCUAUCCUGUAACACAACCUAAGUCUCUCUGCCACCAAUAUGGCGGCCAUUCGUCCCACGUCACGAGCGUGCGUUUCCUACCGGAUGACUCCAGACUCAUUUCCGGUGGAGGUCUCGAUACAAGUAUCAUGCAAUGGAUCGUCGAUUAAGUGCUGCCAGAACAAGUGUACUGGCAACAUUGCUACACGGAUAACUGGCAAUGGAUUGACUGGAAGAAAAAAAAUUAUCGGAGUGAAUACAAGCAUGGCGUAAUGGAUAGUUGAUUUAGUGUUGCCAGAACACUUUCAAUGUGUACUGGCAAUAUUGCUACAUGAAACAACAGGCAACUUUGAAAGGAUUGAUCAACAUCAACUGGCAACACUGAAUCUAUUACCUUUCACGGACUUACUAAAACAGGAAGAAAUUGUCAGGAAGAACACGACUUCAUCUUUAUGCAUCUGACAAUCCUAAAUUUGAUGUUUUUAAUAAAUGUUACCAAAAAUUAAGAGAUAAUUGGCAACAAAAAUUUAUCUGGCCUAAUUUGUAUCUAGUAACAUUUGAGUGCUGUCAAAAUUAACAUAUGAUAUUGUGCAGCUAUGUGUCUUUCAUUGUAAUAAUUGUUAUAUUUUGAAACAGGACUAUUAUCAUAGAACGUCAAUUGUAUCGCAUAGUGCUAAAAUAAAAAAAAGCAUUGCAGCAUGUGAAAUUCACAAUGAACAAAUUAAACUUAAUAGAAGUUGACGUAAUUUAUAAUAACCAAAACAAAUUGAAUAAUGGAGAAAACAUUUCUUAAAAUAAAACACAGUUAUUUAUUAACUCGAUUCUACCAAAUGGCCGAAAUUUGAUAUUAUUUUAUCUUCUGGACCAAUAUUCAAUCUUUAUACUGAAAAAUACACUAAAUAAUAUGUAUUUAUGCACAUUUAAUACUUGUCUUUUGUCGACUUUGACUACGACAUUGAAAUAAAAUUUUAGAUAUAGUAUUAUUAAAAUCUUAUAAUCGAUAUUCGUUUGUUAUUUAUGUGCGUACAAAGUAGUUAAUCGAAUAUAUUUAAUUAAUCGGUCUAAAUCCACACUGUAAUUAAUAUAAUUGGUGUUUAUUCUAUGUAACCGUUUUAGGGUAAUAAAAAUUGCGCUUCAGAGCUUAUUAUAAAUAAAAUUUACGGAAGCAAAUCACUUGUAUUGAUGAUUUUUAUUGUUAUGUUCACUUAAGUUAUUCGUGAACUUUGCUUCCUUCUUAUUUUAUGUUGACGGUACUGCGAACCGUCCAUAUAACUAACGAUAUGUUUUUUUAUUGAAUAUUGGAACAUUAGUACAGUUAGCUAAUUAAUUUCGAGUACAAAUUAAUUUUUUGUCUGUUUUGUGGUUGUGAUAUUAUGUUUCGUAUUGUUUCUCGCAAAGGGUUGAUAAUCCGUCGAAUUGAUUUCCUACAGAUAAAUAAGAAAAUUAUUUACAUUAGCAACACUGAAUAAUAUAGUAUUUUUACACUUGCAACUCUACGAAUAUUGUCAAUUGUGAUUUGAGCUUUUUGAGUGUAUUUUUCUUAAUGCAUAAUAUUUGUAGCACUUUUGUCUGUUUUAUUUAGAAUAAGAUUUACAAAUUAGAAUAUUAUUCUUUGUAUUAAUUAAGUUUUAUGUGAUUUAUGGAAAACGAAUUGCACUGCUGGUGUGUUAUUGGCGUUAAUAAAGUUAUUUAUUUUUAAGUUUUCCAUGGAUCAGGUUUUAUAAUUAAGUGGCAACAUUCCUUAUUUUUAGCAUUUCUUUGUAACCUAGUCACGGUUGGUUCAUUUCAUCUUAAUUAUUGUAACUCUCAUUGCGUAGUAUAAGCACUAAUAUUGUAUUUUUCUGUAUAUAUACAAACAUAUAUGAUGGGUUUGUCCGUCUUUUGAAUGUGCCUCUAAUAAAUACAAUGUUUACUGAA